GCAGAAGACAGCAGCACGAAAGGAGACAGUGUAUAUUGCUUACUCGACUUGAAAUGGACUUUGAUUUGAAGUCUCCCGCGUAAUGAAAACCUGCAACUUCAGCUCGUGAAACACACAGUGUCUAUACGACAUGGCAAUGGCGGCAACAACAAUACUACAACGAGAAUAAAAGAUCUUCACUUGGAUUAAGUUCUGUCAUCUGCACUAACGCCUUCACAAAGACAAUACCCAAAACGAGAACUUGUACAUCUUGUGGUGUUUCUGGGAAACUGCAAUAUCACCUUUCCACAAACCAUUUACAGCCAUCAGAGGAUCCACACAGAAUGGAGGAAUAUUCUUUCCCAUUAAUCUGAAACAGCAAUGCUUUUGCAGACCAACAGGAGAAUAAAUUAAAAAGUCUUCCAGCAGUUCAAAAGAGCCAAAAUUAAAGGAUCUUCAGUUCUCAUGGUAGAAUAAGUGACCAUAAAGAAAAUAAUGAGCAGUGAUUUAAGGGCUAAAGAUAUAUUUUUAGAACUCAGUCAAGUGUGAAGGUUAAUACCUGUUCCUUGUUUAUUCUGUGUCAUUUAACUUUCUGUGCUCGUCAAUAUACUGCACAAACAACAACAACAACAAAAAUCUUCAGCCAUGAAUUACUGCUCACAUUUAUCAGCCAUGACCUUCACAAAGGCAAAGCAUCACCAAUAUCUGCAACUACCAAACUAAAUGACUUUUUCACCACAAGAUAUUUUCAUGGAUUAAUUGAUUUUUAUAUUAAGAAUCAUGCAAAGAUGAUAUGAAGCACUGGUGAACCAUGCAACAUGGAUCUGGUGAACAGCUCAGAUGAGUUCUUCCUCAUCAAUGCCACAGUCAGUCCCACAACCCUGGAGUCCUGGGACGACACGACACUCCUCAGCCUUCAGAUCUCCAUCUCCGCCAUGUUAGCCAUCGUCACUUUGGCCACCGCACUGUCCAACGCUUUCGUGAUCGCCACCAUUUUCCUCACACGCAAGCUUCACACCCCCGCCAACUUCCUGAUUGGCUCUCUCGCAGCAACAGACCUCCUGGUGUCCAUUUUAGUCAUGCCCAUCAGCAUUGUGUACACGGUCAGUAAGACUUGGACUCUAGGUCAGAUCGUGUGUGAUAUCUGGCUAUCAUCUGACAUAACGUUUUGCACGGCUUCCAUUCUGCACCUGUGCGUGAUCGCGCUCGACCGAUACUGGGCCAUUACCGAUGCCUUGGAAUACUCGAAGCGGCGGACCAUGCGGCGAGCGGCACUGAUGAUCGGUGUAGUGUGGGUGAUCUCGGUCUCCAUCUCCUUGCCUCCUCUGUUCUGGCGGCAGGCUAAGGCCCACGAGGAGCUCACAGAGUGCAUGGUCAACACUGACCAGAUCUCCUACACGCUCUAUUCCACAUUUGGUGCAUUUUAUGUUCCCACUGUUCUCUUGAUGAUUCUCUACGGGCGGAUCUACGUGGCGGCUCGUUCCAGGAUCUUCAAAACACCGGCGACAAGCGGAAAACGGUUCACCGCUGCUCAGCUCAUUCAGAACUCAGCGGGAUCUUCGCUCUGCUCGCUGAACUCCACCUCUAAUCAGGAGGGACAUCUUCAUUCUGGAGGAGGAGGAGGUGGCGGAGGAGCGUCUCCUCUUUUCUCAAACAGCGUGAAAGUGAAGCUUGCUGAUAGCGUGUUGGAAAGAAAGCGUAUUUGUGCUGCUCGCGAGAAGAAGGCCACCAAAACUCUUGGGAUUAUCCUGGGUGCGUUUAUAGUGUGCUGGCUCCCAUUCUUCGUGUUCACGCUGGUGAUGGGGGUCUGUAAAGACUGCUGGUUUCAUCCUGUACUCUUUGAUGUGUUCACCUGGCUGGGGUACCUCAACUCGCUCAUCAAUCCAGUCAUCUACACUGUCUUCAAUGAUGACUUCAAACAAGCCUUCCACAAGCUCAUCAAGUUUAAAAGAUGCUACUGAUGUUACAUGCCUCUCAUGUGUUUCGACAUGUUCAUGACAUAACUAGUGGAUGUCUGUGGAAAAUAUCUGAACCAGGUGAACAUUCAUUGUUCAUAUGCUUGGAGUACACAAUGUAUCCUGCCGUGUGUUUUUCAGCGAGCUCCUAAACGCGCACAUGGUGUCUGGUCGAUGUAUAAUAUCACUGUUCUCAUGAGACAGCUUGUAAAAUACUGUGUCAUAUUGUUGAUGCUUCCUCGUAGUUUAUGAAUGCAUGCAAAGAUUAUGAAUCCUUCACUAGAGAGUGACGUUUUACUGUCUCUGUAAUCAAUAGCUGUCUAUAAACGGCCUUAUUUAAAGGGGUGGUUGAUUGCAAUUUCACUUUUUUAACAUUAGUGUGUAAUGUUGCUGUUUGAACAUAAACAAUAUCUGCAAAGGUGCAGCGCUUAAAGUUCAAGGCAAAUGUAGAUAUGGUCUUUUAAAAUUCUGGCAGUUUAAUGCCUAUAAAAAUGGCUCGUAAGGGACUACAACAAGACUCUUCCCACGUCACGAAACCCAGACAAAGGGGGAGAGGCCAUGCUGUGCUUCUUUAGAGAAGAGGAAUAGAAAACUAGGGGUGCAUGUAAAUCUCUAUUCAUAUAUUUAACAGUGAAUUCAGGCUACACACAUAUAUUUUUUUACCAGUAUGUGUGUUCCCUGGGAAUCAAACCCACCACCUUUUGCACUGCUAACGCAAUGUUCUACCACUGACCCGCAGUUCUCAAUCCUAUCCCUCAUGUCGCCCUGCUCUCCAUCUCUCUUUCAGAUCGUCAGAUCAGCUCCAACAAACUGUUCCAUUUAUACACUUAUUUUCACAUAGCAAUGAGAAGUGUUAUACAUGGACGUGCAUAUGGUUGCUGUGCUGUAUUACAUUUACAUUUAUGCAUUUAGCAGACGCUUUUAUCCAAAGCGACUUACAGUGCAUUCAGGCUAUCAAUUUUUACGUAUGUGUUCCCGGGGAAUCGAACCCCCAACCUUGCGCUUGCUUGUUUGCGCAGUGCUCUACGAGUUGAGCUACAUGAACACAAAUUAAAGCUUUAAUCAGAAUAAAAUCGUAUAUUAAAAGCUGGAGCAGUAGCAUUUACAAACAGCAGCAUAUCUAAAAGUAUGAGAACAACAAACAAGCAUACCAUUAAGAGCCAUGCUUGCACACAUUCUGUGUGAUCCUCUUCAUUAAUAUUCUCUGUAUCUCAAAUUGAUAAGCAACAUAGAGGACUUCAUUUUUUACUAUACAACCAGAGCACAUUCUGAGCUUGAGGGGUAGGAUGUUCAGACAGACUUGAGGCGGUUUAGCGAAUCACAACAUACUGAGCCAGCUGAUCAAUCUCAGCCCAUCACGUAUAUAUAACAGGAAAUAAUCAAGGCAUCUGUCAGAGAAGGGACAGAUCGGUGAAGAAUAAAGGUAAAAUAUGUGAAAAAUAAACAUGUGUUGUUUUUGUUUUUGUUUUGUUUUUUAACUAAGAAUGAACACAUGUUAGACUGCACCCCAUCAACACAGUCAAGCCUAGAAAAAUAAGUCAACCACCCCUUUAACAGAAAUGGACUGAUAUUAAUAUGAAAGACACUUUAUUUAAAAAGAACACAAAUAAAUUAAGGUUGCUGUUCCCAUAGGAACACAGACAUGCCUUGCCUGAGAAAAGCGCUGACUCUUACAUAAACUUUCAUAUAGAAUCCCUAAAUAAAUACGUUCAUUAUAUAAGAUUAAAAACAAAGCUUUAUGUUUUGUGGGUUUGCAUUUUUGUGCGAAAGAAGUUUUGUUAUCAGUUUCCUCUUUUAUUUUGAUGUCAGAGUUUGAGCAGUUUUAUGAUCAUGAGGAUGAAAAACAAGCUCAUUUCAGGACAUGGAGCAGAAGAAAAGUGAUCAAAAUGAUCAAAAGUUCAAAUGGAGGUACCCGGUGAGAGAGAAUGAUGUGCUUUGACACAAGGUGCAGCUUUAGCUCAUUUUAGAAAAAAAAAUAGUGCUGCUGAAAGAGUUUUAUGAUGUGAAGGUCAUUAUUUCAUCAAAUAUCCCAAUAACGCAGCUUGUGGAAAGAGAAGCACCUCUGACUGCAGUCGUAUAUGUAUGAAUAAUGGCAUCCAGGAAAUUGGCAAACUUUGUCCUCCCAUCACUCUUUCUUAUGAUGAAGGUCAGCUGUGUUGGUUCAAAAGGUUUUUUGAUAAGAAAACACAGCAAUAAGAGACUGUAGGCCUGAGUCACACAGGAAUAAUGAGGCAUAUCCCCUGAACAUACUACUCGCAGGCUUUCAAACAGUAUUUGAGAGUGCAGGGUAAAGCUGUGCUGGCCUGUUCGGUCAAGAUAGAUGAUCUGUAUAUUCACAGUCAGUAUAUCAACAGAAAAAAGCUCCCUCUCACUCAUCCUAACAGCAAGGAUGAGGUCACACCCCAUAAAAUAGACCUUUAGAGACUCAUUAUCAUUCACAACCAUCAGUAAAUCCAAAAACGAAUGCACUCGUUCACCAGCAUUAUGUGUUUGGUGCAUGAAGGUACGAUGUGUGGAUGUUUAUCAGAAUAUGGCCAUCAUGAGAAUGGCUAGAAGAUCAAACAGAUUUUUGUACUUAGAUCACUAUGCAGUGUCAUAGUAAUGUUGUCAGUUAAGUCAUGAAGUUAACAAAACGGUGAUUAAAGCUGCCUUAAAACUGUGCAUGCAUGAAAGUAUUUGUUAUAUAUGAGUACGAUUUAAGAACGUGUCUCUGAAAUGCUGUUUGCAAAACUGUCCUGGAGCAGCCCAGUACUGUCACCUUCAACUCGUCAGCUCUUUAUAGAGACUUUAAGUGCUGAAGUGGGUCAGAAAAGGUAAAGGGUUGCGUCAGCGUGUCAGAUCCGCGUCAUGUUCUGCUGUAGCAGAAGCUCUUAAAGUAAUAGCAGCCAAAAAAAUAAAAUAAAAAACAGCUGCUGUGAUAUCUGUUAAG
This is a messenger RNA of Carassius auratus (goldfish), 4863 nucleotides long. RefSeq names its product 5-hydroxytryptamine receptor 1D-like. Bases 798 to 1940 code for a protein of 380 amino acids. Gene Ontology annotation, biological process: chemical synaptic transmission; positive regulation of MAPK cascade; regulation of behavior. The transcript is spliced from 3 exons. Gene Ontology annotation, cellular component: plasma membrane. Gene Ontology annotation, molecular function: G protein-coupled serotonin receptor activity. Lineage: Eukaryota; Metazoa; Chordata; Actinopteri; Cypriniformes; Cyprinidae. The record is from RefSeq and is a predicted model, not a curated record.